AUGGACGAAGCUCAACAAUACAUCCCACUCACACAGACAGUCGUCGACGCCAUACCAGAUGACCACAUAGACUGGGCAAGAUUCUUCGAUCUCCUCGGCCAUGACCUGGAGCAGGCAAAAUGGCCUGCAUUCUUGAACCACCUCGCACAGUAUUUGUACGAUCUAUAUUUUGACAAUGACGAGCUCCCCGACCUCGAAGAGGCUAUCAAACUUACACGGGGAGCUGUCCAUCUCACGAGCGAAGACGAUCCGAAUUACGAUCACGCGUCGUAUCUGAAUAAUCUAGCAAAUCUACUGGGUGACAAGUAUAUCAGAACGGGGAUAGUAAACAAUCUUGAAGAAGCGAUCGCCGUUGCACAGCAGGCCAUCAAUGCAAUACCGAAGACCCACCCGAGUCGGUCAAAGUACUUGAAUAACCUGGGCAACCAGCUGAAUGAUCGAUACCUGAUAACAGGCGUGCUUGCUGACCUUGACGAAGCCAUCCAAGUUGGCUGGGAAGCUAUCCGCAUCACGCCGGAAGACUAUAUCCACAGGCCGGCAUUUUUCAAUAAUCUGGGUAACCGACUCGGGGACAGGUAUCUCAGAACAAACUCCCUGGACGACCUCGAUGAAGCAAUACGCGUCAAACAGGAAGCUGUCAAAGUUACGCCAAAGAACCACCCAGACCGCGCAGGGCGCUUGAAUAAUCUCGCAAUCGAACUAAGUGCCAGGUACCUGACGACAUUUGAUCCGCCGGACAUUGAAAUGGCCAUCCAGGCCGGCCGCGAGGCUAUCAGGAGCACACCAGCCGGUCAUGCAGACUUGACGAUGUAUUUACACAGUCUGGGCAACUCGCUUGAUUACAGCGCCGACGCUUCAAACCUCGAAGAGGCUGUUCAAGUUGGGCGCGAGGCCGUCAAUGCCACGCCGCGAGACCACCCAGACCGAGCCAUGGCCCUGAACAGUCUAGGGAAGCGCCUCGGUGAGAGAUUCUUGAAUACAGGCGCAUCUUCGGAUAUCGACGAGGCUAUUGCAUGCCACCAUGAUGCUUUGCAUCAGGGAAAUGCGUCCACCAUUCAUCGCAUAGUUGCCGGUCGAGCGGUAAUUAAAUUCUGUGCAACCCGUCAGCACUGGCUGCAAGCAUAUACUGCAGCAGAGACUGCUGUCGACCUUAUUCCUAAAUUAACUCUGCGGUCGCUCGAGAAUUCAGAUAAGCAGUAUCAGCUUGGUCAGGUGGUUGGACUUGCUUCCGAUGCCGCAGCCGUUGCAUUGAAUGCACACAAGUCCCCGUCAGUUGCAUUAUGGUUUCUUGAGCAGGGUCGUGCCCUGCUCGCAGCAUCCCUUGAAGAGAUGAGGAUCGAUAUCCUCGAGCUGCAGGAGCAGUACCCAGAGCUGGCAAGGGAGUUUAUUCAUCUUCGAGACCAACUCGAGCUCCCGAUUGACCCGGACGAAUCGUUGCCAAUAUCAGAUGAGUUUCUAGGACAGUCAUUUGAACAAGCGGCCCACGCAGACCUACGACACAAAGCCGCCAGCGAUUUUGACAGGCUAAUCGCCGAAAUUCGGGAACAACCAGGAAUGAACGACUUCCUACUGCCGCCCAGCACAGCAGACAUCCAUAGUGCGGCCGAAAAGGGGCCCAUCGUACUAAUCAACGUCAGUGACUACCGCUGCGACGCGAUUCUCAUUGAUCAGCAUCGGAUCCGCUCCCUUCUUCUACCCGCCUUGCAUAACGCGGAUGUCAAGAGAUUUGCACAGUCUGAUAACCUUGGUAGCCCCAAAAUUCUCGAAUGGCUGUGGACUGCUAUUGCCCAUCCCAUCCUUCAAACUCUAGGGCUUUUCCAGCCCCCAUCCGCCAACGAAGACUGGCCACACAUAUGGUGGAUUCUCACAGGUCUCCUGACGAAAUUCGCCAUCCAUGCCGCGGGCCAAUAUAGCCAUGACAGUGGUGGUGACAUAGUGACCUCCUAUGAGUCCGUCCUGGAUAGAGCUAUGUCAUCCUACAGUUCAUCCGUGAAAGCGAUCAUUCACGGCCGCAGGCGCACUGUAUCAACUAGUGCUAAUAUGACCUCGAUACCCGGGGGAGCCAGCUCGCAGCAGGAAGCGCUCCUUAUCGCCAUAGAGGACACGCCCGGAAAAUGGGACCUCCCGUUUGCCCCAGAGGAAAUCAGAACCCUACAUCCGCUGUGCAUGUCCAUGGGCCUCAUACCUGUCUCCCCCUCCACCGGCAGACGGAAGGAAGACGUGCAGACCCAUCUGCCGCGGUGCAGGAUCUUUCAUUUCGCAGGCCAUGGGUACACAGACACCUACGAUCCAUUGAAUAGCAAUCUUCGUUUGUGGGAUGGGGGGAUGCUCCGUGUUGCGGAUCUUCUUGCGAUGAAUAUUCGAGAAUCUUCGCCCUUCCUGGCAUACCUGUCUGCGUGCGGCACGGGGCGAAUCCGCGACGCAAGGUUCGUGGAUGAGAGUAUUCAUUUGAUUAGCGGGUGUCAACUUGCGGGUUUUAGACACGUUAUUGGGACGCUUUGGGACGUUAAUGAUGAAGCCUGUGUGGGUAUGGCGAGAAUCACGUACGAGACAUUGAGAGAUAGAGGGGGGGCGGGGUGGGGGGCGGGAGCGGAUGAGGCUAUAUGUCUGGGGCUGCAUGAGGCCACGAGGGCCAUGAGAGGGCGGUGGUUCAAGAAGGUUGGGAAGAUUACUAGACGGGGGCAGAGGAAGUUAGUUCGCAAUGGGUCCUUGGAGGAGAGUCUCGUACUUGAUGGUCAGCAUGGCAACAGAUUGCCGAGGGACAUUGAUCUAUUUGAUGACGAUGAUGAUGAAGAUGGGGAUAGUGAGGAGGGAGAGACUGCACGAGCACUUUGGGUUCCAUAUGUCCAUUUUGGCGUAUAA
This is a messenger RNA of Penicillium expansum, 2862 nucleotides long. RefSeq names its product CHAT domain-containing protein. Gene Ontology annotation, molecular function: protein binding. NCBI's taxonomy places the organism in Eukaryota, Fungi, Ascomycota, Eurotiomycetes, Eurotiales, Aspergillaceae. The coding region runs from base 1 to 2862 and encodes 953 amino acids. The transcript has a single exon. The record is from RefSeq and is a predicted model, not a curated record.